Molecule: messenger RNA, 1296 nt
Organism: Agrilus planipennis (emerald ash borer)
Lineage: Eukaryota; Metazoa; Arthropoda; Insecta; Coleoptera; Buprestidae
Exons: 3
Coding region: 1-1296 (431 amino acids)
Molecular function (GO): nucleic acid binding
Source: RefSeq, a predicted model, not a curated record
AUGACUUCAAUUUAUAUUAAAAAACGUGCCAUGGGGCAAGUAGUUACAAUUGUUUGGGGUGCACAAGAGACCGAGGAGCAGUCGAAACAGUGGACUUCAUCCGGCGAACGGGCUCCUAAGAAGGCAAAGACUGUCCCAUCGGCCGGAAGGGGAAGGGUGAUGGCCACCGCUUUCUGGGAUUCACAAGGUGUGAUCCACAUCGACUACCUGNUUAAAAACAAAAUAUUAACAAAACUAGAAGGAUUUCAAGAACGGGAGUCAGGAUGGGCCCUUUACGAAAUAAUACAACUUAAAAUAAAUAUUAAUAAUUAUGCUCCAAUCAACGCAGGUAUUUCAACAUAUGUAGAAAUGCCUUCAUUUAUUAAAAAUUCAAAAUCAGUUAUCACUAUCCAAAAUAACGAUAAAAUCGGUUUUCUGUGGUCAGUUGUAGCUGCACAACAUCCUUUACCGUUCAAUAAAAAUCCAAAUAGAACAACAUCAUAUCCACACAUUAGUAGGAUCCUUAAGUAUGAGGGAAUUAAUUUUCCAAUUCAAUUGAAGGAUAUAAAUAAAUUUGAAAAACUUAACAAUUUAUCCAUUAAUGUUUUCACACUUGAUAAAACUAGUAUUGUACCCAUUUGUUUGAGUAAAACCGAUUUUACACCUCAUAUUAACUUAUUAAUGAUUCCGUGUGAUAAUUUAAAUUGCGAUAUUGAUGAUAAAAAUAAUUUUUCAGAUUCCUCUACUGAGUUUAAUGAAACAAAUGUUGAAUUAAACAGAACAUUUCAUUUUGCAUUAAUUAAUGACCUUUCGCGACUGUUACACAAACAAAUGAAAAACAAUAAAAUUAGAAAAUGGAUAUGUAACCGUUGUCUCAACAACUUUACAUCAAAGCAGACUUUAGAAACGCAUUUAAUUGAUUGUAAAAAUUUAAACAGGACAAAAAUCACUUUGCCAAAAGAUAACGAAAAGUUUUUAAAAUUUAAAAAUUUUAAAAAUAAGGAAUUUGUACCGUUUGUAAUUUAUGCUGAUUUGGAAAGUAUACUAGUUAAACACAAUGACUUAAAAUGUACAAGUAAAAUGCAAAAGUAUCAGAAACACGAGCCUUUCAGUAUUGCAUAUUAUCUAAAGUGUUAUUAUGAUGAUUCUCUUUCUAAAUUUAAGUUAUACACAGGGAAGGAUUGUAUUACAUGGUUCGUUAAGGAACUUGAAACUUUAGCUUUCGAAUUUAAAAAUAUUUUUUUAAACAUUAUUCCAAUUAAAAAAUUAUCAUAUGAACAAGAAAAUCAAUAUCUUACUGCUACAUAUUUGUUGUAA